UUUGUUUAUAUAGAAAUAAUAGAUUUCCUAACUUUUAAUUUUGCAUGAAUAUUCUUUUUUAUUUGUUGGUUAUAAUUUUAAAAUGGCUGACAACAUCUUUCUGUUGAACUAAAUUUAGUUUGUAAUUAGUUAAAAAAAUAUUAAUAGGCAAUUUCUUGAGAAAAAAAAGGAAAUAAAGUUAAAGAUGGAACUUCGAGUGGGGAACAAAUUUAGGCUGGGCAGAAAGAUUGGCAGUGGUUCAUUCGGUGACAUUUACCUCGGGACGGACAUAACAAAUGCAGAAGAGGUUGCCAUUAAGUUGGAGUGCGUCAAAACGAAACAUCCCCAGCUACACAUCGAGAGCAAAAUAUACAAACUAAUGCAAGGGGGAGUUGGUAUCCCGAUAAUAAAGUGGUGUGGGUCGGAGGGUGACUACAACGUCAUGGUCAUGGAACUACUCGGUCCAUCUCUCGAAGAUCUCUUCAACUUCUGUUCCAGGAAGUUCAGUCUCAAAACUGUACUCCUGCUCGCUGACCAGAUGAUCAGUCGCGUAGAAUACAUCCACUCGAAGAACUUCAUCCAUCGCGACAUCAAGCCCGACAACUUCCUGAUGGGCCUCGGUAAGAAGGGCAACCUCGUCUAUACCAUUGACUUUGGCCUGGCCAAGAAGUACAGAGACGCCCGCACACAUCAACACAUACCUUACAAGGAGAACAAGAACCUGACUGGAACCGCAAGAUACGCCAGUAUUAAUACACACCUCGGGAUUGAACAAAGCCGCAGAGAUGACAUGGAGUCGUUGGGCUACGUGUUGAUGUACUACCUGAGGGGCAACCUGCCGUGGCAGGGAUUGAAGGCGGCCACCAAGAGGCAGAAGUACGACAGGAUCAGCGAGAAGAAGAUGUCCACCCCAAUCGAGGAACUCUGCAAAGGAUUCCCUUCUGAGAUGGCCACCUACCUGAACUUUUGUCGAGCCAUGCGGUUUGACGACAAGCCCGACUACUCGUAUUUGAGGCAGCUGUUCAGGAACCUCUUCCACAGACAAGGUUUUACCUACGACUACAUCUUCGACUGGAACAUGCUCAAGAUCCAGCAACAACAACGUUGCCAGCAAGCGACCAACGACGACAACGAAGGACGCGACGCUUGCAGACGCCAACAACUUUAG
Messenger RNA from Helobdella robusta, 1147 nucleotides. RefSeq lists its product as hypothetical. The transcript has 7 exons. The coding region runs from base 185 to 1147 and encodes 320 amino acids. Lineage: Eukaryota; Metazoa; Annelida; Clitellata; Rhynchobdellida; Glossiphoniidae. Gene Ontology annotation, molecular function: ATP binding; protein serine/threonine kinase activity. Gene Ontology annotation, biological process: signal transduction; endocytosis; peptidyl-serine phosphorylation. Gene Ontology annotation, cellular component: nucleus; cytoplasm. The record is from RefSeq and is a predicted model, not a curated record.